AUGGAUUUUGCAUCUUUCAGUUUGUACUGUAUUGUUUUCGCUAGUACGGUAAGUUUUUAUAAUAUCAGUUUGGUAGUUGCUGUGCGACUUUGUUGACGAAAGGAAGUUCUUAUUAUGAAGAGAAACUGAUCGACAAAAAUCCUUCUAAUACAUUGUGUUUGCAGUUGGUAAAAUUCUCCUUCGCAUGUGGCGACUCGCUGGAUCAUUCUUCGGGUAGGUUUAACUCAUACACCUCGAUAAAAUAACAAACAAUAACCUAAGGAAGUUUCACUAUUUUUUUCCUUAACAAAUUGUUAUUUUGUGGCCGGGACUCAGCCGGUGGUGUUGCAAUACCGACCUUCAUGCGAUCCAUCGGACGAUGUUGUUCUUCCGCUCGACUCUUCAAUUUUAUUUUAACGAACAAAAAAUCUAGAUAUUUCAAUUUACUGACAACUGCAAUGCCGCAGUAUUAAACAGCAAUUCAUGAAACCAAAUUACACAAUAGGUGAGUUUUACAGUGUGUUCUUGAUACGUGCAAGGCAGCCUGAAUUCAUAUUCUUACAAAGUUUACUUAAGAUAAGGAAUAGUUUUAAAUAGUGUCAGUCUCACGAACGUUAGCAUCAAAUUCAUUAAGUUGUUUUUAUCAUAAAGCUAGAUAAACGAACGGACUUCUUGGAGUCCGAUGACUUUGCAGCUUUGUCAUUUCAAACUAUUGGACAAUAAAAUCAUUCUGUAUAUUUGGUAACGAAACAAUUAUUGAGUGAUAUUUAUCCGACACACUGAAAACAACGCCGAGUGAAUAUUUGUUAAACUAAAUUUCGAAUAUACAUAUUUUUGCUGCUUGGCUUUGGAGUACAGUAUCAUUUAUAAAACGAAAUCAUGCCAUCUGUUCAUGUCCUCUGGUCAAUUCCAAUUGAUUAUGCGCUUUUUGACUUUGAUAUUUUGUAGUGCCAUAACGAACGAUUUGUUUUUUCAACAUUUAAAGUUUUCCUUGUUGCAAAAAAAUCGCAAAACUAACCGUCUCACCAAAAAUAUAACUGCUUGGUUCUACUCGUCUUCGCAACUCCGUAAUUUUACAUCAUUUUAUGUUCAUGCGAAUAUCUCAUCUAAACUUUGCAGUAAUACAAUGAAUGAAACGAAAAUAAAGGAAAUUAAAGAAAAAAAUCUCAUUGCUAGAUUGAUAUCGUCAAAAUCUAGCUGAUACCGACACUCUUUCCACUUUCAAUGAGCGAACGCGUUUCUGCUAUUCGACGUUAGGUGUACUGCACCCUAUAACGCCGAGCUUAGGCGCCACAUUUUGACUUAUCAUUCAUUAUUCUUGACCUCAUUGUAAACUCUUUCCAAUCGAGGGAGAGCCACUAAUAUACAGAAUGAGUUUUCUAUGGCCUUAUGCAUGAUAUUCGGAAUUACAUAACGUAUUAUCAGCGUUCUAGCCUGGUCCACAUAUGGAAACAUAUGGAAACAUUCAUAACAGAACUUUGACAUUUAUGCAUAACGUUUUUGAGGCGUUGCUGAACAGAUUGUUUUCAUUCACUUCAUAAGCGAAAAUUUCAAAACAAAAUGGUUAUUUGCGAUGAUCCCUAUUCUCGUUAAGAGCCUCUGGUCUAAUUUAACCUUACAACAUAAGAAAGAACGAAGCGGAAUAAUAUAUCGUGAACAUGUGGUCGUAUUGAUAUACCACAGACUAUGACGAUUGACAAUUCUUUAAUGCAAGAGCAACUUGGAAUUUAACCAAAAACUCUUCAAAACAACCUUUUUUGUCACUAAUUCUUUUUGAAGAUUAAACCAACCUGCAGUUUUACCAUUAAAAACUGUACGUUAACGGUUAACGUAAGUUCGGCUGAAGAAAAGCGUUAUCAUUAAAAUCGGGAAUUCGUUGGGAUAAAUUAACUGUUCCAAAUACAUUCUGAGCAUAUUUCAUUUCAAAGAAAAAUGAGGAUAAAGUUGUUGUUGAUUCUGAAAAGCUGGACUGAAAUUAAACAAAGAUGCACUCAUAUAUUUGGCAGGGAGACAAAUAAACGGCACACAUUUGGGUAACUGGAUAACUUAGCGCCUUCCAAAUAGGCUCUGGCCAGCGUAAUUAGAACGGAAUGAGGUUCUUGAUGAAAAUUUAAUUUUUCUUACUUCGGUUAAGUUCUUUUCGAUCAGUCGAAGAAUGUUCCAUUUUAGUUUUUUCUAAUAAAAAGUUUGUGAAAACCUGCAAAUACUCGUUGCUCUUAUUCCGAAGGGACGGUGCCGAUGGGGUGUUAAAAGGUUUCUGGUUCCAUGAUCAGUAUACUGAAGCAAUUUCUGUGUUUUCGUUUUAAUAAAAUUAUGUAUUUAAAAGACUUUAUUACGUCCCUGUUCCAAAAUGAACCAGAUACAAAAGUUUACGUGAUUUAAACGAUUUCAUAAUCGAUGAAAUAUUUUGCUAAGUAUUUUUGUUUUGGUGAAUAAAAGUUCUAAUUUCUACGAAAUAGUCGGCUCCGUUAGAACUUGUUUGGAAAAUAAUGCAAGUAACAGCAGUUUCUAGCUGUUUUCUUCUUUUGAUGCAAAUCAACUUUGAGUUAACACUCUUUAUGGCAUAUUUGAAGAACAAAAGUUGUUUUGGAAAGACAAGGCCGGUGAUCUCACCAGGCUAAAGAAAUCAUUAACAGGGCGAUUUUACGACGAAGAUGUGAAUUGGCAAAACGAUAAUAACUUGAACUGACAAUAAUUGUUAUCAAUGAUGACGCUGACAAAGGAAAACCACCUGCAAAAUUAAGUGAUAGCCGCGAAUGGUUCAAAUUGUGCAAAGCUGGCUUGAAUGAUUGAUAUUCGGGUUGAGAGGAAUUAAUUUGGGUCUACAACACGGGACAGCUUUUAAGACAGCUAUUUCACUCUCAGGAAAUGCUUUCUCAGCCGUGCGAAUAUUAAAACCAUAAUUGUCAAUCCGAAACUUAGCAGAACAAAGAUAUCAGUGUUUCGGGAAGCUUCGCUCCAAAAAUGUUUUUCAUUCCCGAAAAGCUGCUUUUAUUUUAAUUUAUCUGGCUUGAGGAGCCUUUUCGGAAAAGCCUUUUAGGUUUUUAGUGAAAAAUUUCUGGCUGGUAGUGUGAACGGUAGGCGUAAUCUCAGGAAUAAAAGUUGCGUUCGGUUUUAAAUUUCUUCGACGCAGUUUGAGCGGGACCCUUUCAACAAAAACGGGUUGCACAACUUUUAAGUGCUCAUUGUCAUUUACUUCAAAUUCAAAGCCCCUUUCACUUUUUACAUGACGUGCUUCUGCUACGUGGGAGUUGAAGCCCGGAAGUCAUCUUAAGUCCGGGAACUUAGGGUUGGGGGUAAGGGCUGCUUUCCCAACCCUCUAGGAGAUACAAUUUGUGGACCCCUUACUGCUUAAUUUAGAAGCGUGAGAUGUCCCUAAAUUUCUCGCAAGGCCUUUCAAGGACUUCAAGAUAAUCGAUCUGAAAAAUGACAGAAAGAAAUUGCCGGAUUAGUUUCGGAAAUGAAUUCAAUUGUCGAGUCAUUUAUUUGAAAACGUUCAGAACAUUCAGAAAUCUGCUGCUCAACUUGAAAACGUGUUCAAACGCGUUCAAACGUUCGAAACGCGUUCAAGCCACGCCCGCUGAACAAGACUCUCGUACGGAAUGUUGUUUAUUGAAACCCGACAUAACUUCUCCCCUCCAUGAAUUCGGCAUUUAGUUAUCAAUCGAUUUCUUUUGUAUUUCCUUCCUAUAGAUGUGGUCAGCGUUCUCAAUGUCACCGUGAAAUCUGUAGGGACAAAUGAUGCGGGCAACGAGAAGUUGGCUUAUAUUUUGGUCAACAACAAAAACUAUGCACUACAAACCCAAGGAUAUAAUGUCGCAGUCUUUGAUUUACUCUCAGGUAUUUAUUCCAAGCUAUGUCGUAAGAGAAAAUAACGCCAUAGAAAACAUUCUUUGAAGCUUUUUUUCUCCAAUUUCCUCAAUCGUAGUUCACCUACAGUUUAGAACAUGAUUUAUUUCAUUCGUUUGUGGUGAGGUUCCUUUUCGGGGAAUGGAAUGGUCACGACAUGUUGCUGCGUAAUAAGUUGGCAGUAACGCAGAACUAACAACUAGGAGGGUUGUCUAUUAGUGUCCAAGGGGCUCGGUUCUGAUAUGUUUUUUCCGUUCUUCCAUGCAGGUCGUUUCCUCACAUCAUCUGCAUUCGACUGCGCAGCGAAGCAGGAUGAGUGCGACAGGAUGGGUGAGUUCCUGAGGGGCUUACCUCAGGAUGUUGUGGUGCUGAUGGCAAUACAGCUCUCUGCCGUGGAUAGCACCACGCUUCCGGCGAGUGAAAUGAAUGAAGUGGGUGCACAAAAUGCUAACAGUGUUCAAGCGCACAAUUCUCACGCAGUCAUCGGAUACAAAGGAAAAAAAACUGUGUCUUGGACAGAAGAAACUUAUAAAGGAAAUGGCUCAGGGCCGACUGAAAUAUCAUCAAGCAUUCCAAUCAACUGUUCAUAUGUAUCACAAGGUAAAUGAGUAUCUAACAGGUAAAAAAAGGCGUAGUUUUCUGUGUAUUCAGGGGUAGUUUCUAAAGAAACUGUGGUGCUGAGUCGGUGUUGGAGCACAAGAAGGUAUUGUACUCCAAUUUAGUUGGCCAUCGCAAAGCUGACGUUUCUAAGCUGACGCCUUCGUGAGAGUAAUGACGAAUGGCUAACGGUCGAAACGAAAUCAAGUGCGUUACAAAAAUGUUUCGUAAACGUGUAGGAUAAUUUUGGAUUUUUUUUGCUAAAUUCGAUCACCUUCAGCUCUCUUUUCUGUAUGUAGCGAUGCUAAGUAUCUUCUUGCGAGCUUAAACAUUCCCUUUUGAGAAGCAUGAAGCUUCUAGUAAUAUUACCGCCCCCUAGCUGGGAUGUUGGCAAAGUUUUGAUAUCCUCUUGAUAAUUUGUCUAGUCCCUAAGUUUGUCCACUGGUACCCAUUUACUCUCCUGGGCGGAGACAGGCAUUAUGAGAGAAACGUGCGGAGUCCAGAGCUCCAAAUAUUAACCCAUUGCAACCCAUACCGACCUCCAUACAUUUACUAAGGUGCUGAGAAAGAGAAUUUGCUUUGAGAUCGAGAGCUUCUUUUGUUGGUGAUUAAUUCCUUUAUUCUCAUGACCUUAGUGUGCAAUUCAGGAGUGAGAUUGUAAGGAGAAAUUAAAUGCUUGUCACUCUUGAGGUCAAUGGGUUAAAACCCCUCUUAUUACCAAUAGUCUUGUCUUCUCUGCAAAAUAUUUUUAAUCAUCGAUCUUCUCUCCUUUCAUUUCAAGAUUCUACAACCUGUAACCCAUUUAACGUGGCGUCACAGAAGUAUGGAGGAAGCUGUUUAAAUCAGUCCUCGAACAGCGGCAACUCGAACGGUUGCGAAAACGUUCUUGAUGGGAAUACAACUGUCGGCUGGGAAUCAGCGUCAAAUGAGGCCGUCAAUUCGUUCAUACAAAUUGGGUUUCACACAACCUUCGUCGUUGAUAAGUUACGGAUCAUGCAAAGAACUAGCUCUGGUCAACAAAUCCAAGAGAUGUUGUUGGAGUUUAGUGACUGUUCGAUGGAAACGGUGCGUAAUCGAUUUCCUUCGAUCAAUUGGAGCUAAAUUUAUGAAAUUCGUUUUAUUUUCUUCAUACUUUGGAAAGUGGCGGGUGAUUUGAUCUGAAAAAAAUAAUACUUUCUUCAAGAUUUACAAAAGUGCACGUCUGAGGAGACAAAGGGGGUAAAGAAUGGGGGUGGAGGGGAAUUAAGGUGGAGGGUAGAGUGAGAGGUAGAGUGUGAAGGGGGUGUGGAGGGGGAGCAAAGUGGUGGGUAGAGUGAGGGGGGGUAGAAUGUGGGGGUGGAGGGGGAACAAAGUGGAGGGUAGAGUGGGGGGUAGAGUGGGGGGUAGAGGGGGGGGUAGAGUGAGGGGUAGAGUGUGUGAGUUGGAGUGGGAGCAAAGUGGAGGGUAGAGUGGGAUAAAGAGUGGGAGGUGGGGGGUGGAGAGGGAGCAAGAUGGAUGGUAGAGUAGGGGGUAGAGUGAGGGUUAGAGUGAAGGGGAAGAUUAGGGGUAGAGUGGAGGGUAGAGUGGGGGUAUAGUGAGGGUAGAGUGGAGGCAGACUUUGAUAGAGUUGGUGGUAGAGUUGGGGGUAGAGUGUGUGUAGAGUUGGGAGGGUAAAGUGAAGGUGGAAGCGGAUAAGGAGAGAAGGGAGAUAAGCAAAAAUUCUUGAAAUCACGUUUAAGUACUAAAUGAAUGUGCCAUUAAACCAAAAUUCAUGAUAUGACUUGUUCCCAUUUUGCUUUGCAGAUUACACUGGCGGGAAACACGUCUAAUUUUGAAGAGUUUACCUUCUUGGCUCGUAGAACAAGCUGGGUAAAAUUUACCGUGAAAAAGGUGCUUGGAAGCAGCGGUGGAGUUGGCAUACAAGAAAUUGAGUUGAACAACGACUUGUGCAAACAAAGUAAGUUACAAGGAAAGAUUAACGAGAGUAAUCGCGGAAUAAAAAGUAACAAGUAAGAUCCAGAAUAGGAAAUAAGUUGAAUCAGAUCAUCCUAUGAAACGGAGGAUCAUCUAGUCGAUUCUCUCAUUUUGAAUAAUGGAACUGGAUUGGUGUUUUUCAGAAACCAUAUGUGACCUUACCCAGCUUACAGGUGGUGGUCAGUCCAACCGCUAUCGCUUACAUCGAACCCAGUUUCCUCUCAUGAUUGAUGCUAAGGACGACGUCUCAGUGCUUCUCACGAGUGACUCGCGUGAACAAAGCUCAGGGUAUAGCAUUUUGAUUGGUUCAAAUGGGAAAGUGGUCUUGAAAAGGCAAAGUAACCAGAGUAAAACUCUGACGGAAUUCAACACCACUGGCUCUUUGCUGAAAGAAAACGAGAUGCGGUUGUUUUGGAUCGAUGCAACGAAAGACAGAUUGAUAUUUGGCUCUGGAGAAAAGGUACUGUAACCCUUUUUGUUAUGUCUUUCAUUUGAUGGUUUAUUUUUAUUUCAGAUUAAAGGAUUUUAAGUACAAUCAAAGCAUCAGGCCAGGUUUAUCUUAGCGGCUAGAUUUUCUGCUUGUGUCGCAUUUGUAUCAAUGCAAAUCAAUUUGGAAAACACCAAAAAGAAUUAAAAACUGUUAAAGUAGCAACAAACUCUUGAAGGAAAUGAAAAGGACUUCAAUUGCUUUGAAUAUAAUCAUUUUUUGUGCAUGUCGCACGUUCUCCACACAAAAUUUUUAAGUUUUUGUUGCUAUCUAACUUAUAUCUGUAAGUUCUAUAUUUGUUCUGAAACACAAACAUGUUAUUAUGAUCUGAAAAACGUCAUGUUUAUUAAGGCGUUAUUGUGCAAAUGAUGUAAUUGAUCAAUGGAAAUGAGUAAAUAACCUGUUAAAGAACCAAAUUUUAUUGAAAUAAAUUUUACUGAUCACUUGAUGGCCAACCAGUCGGCCGUUUGAAAAACGCCUCGAAGGAGAUGAACUAGGAGUUAAUAAUAAACAGAUAGCCGUAUGGAUUAAUAGAGCGUGAGACCUCCAUGGUUUUUUAAUUUCUCUGUGAGAUCAGGUUUAUUUAUUCCUUCGUUUCUUCCUGUUUGCCUUUCUAGGUUUACCUGUUUUGGAGAGAGGCACAGCCGGUUAAAUUCAAAUAUGCUUUCUUCUCCGCGACAAGUUCAUCAGCCAAGUUUCAAAUCUGUGCACGCGUUGGUAAGUAACUAGCUACCUAGUUUAAACCUUAACUCCCAGAACUGAAUGACGUGUGACUGCUUUUUAUACUAUAAAUACAUUUUGAGAAUACUCAAACUUAAUGGGUGUAAUUUUGUCAUAUUUAUCUAAUAACAAAUUCUCGUAACUUAUUAAAAAGAAAAUGUAUAGCAGCUUGAGGGGAGAAUCAAUCAGAUCUUGCAAGUUGAAGGAAAUAGGCUUCUAGAUAAGUCAAGAUUUCCCCUAAUUUCCAAUUGUGAUUUUGGAGUCUUGACUUAUAUACUUCCAAUCCUUGACAUUUUCAGAUCAUUGCUACAAAGAUGCUUCUCACUACUGGCCACUCGACAAGUCCACAAUCUAUCAAAAAGAUAUAAACGGUGAUGGAUCCCUGAUGGGAAAGAUACGCGGUCCAUGGUCCUUACAAGUAGGACCUUCUAAUCAGGGCUUCACACCGCUUGCACUAUCUCUCACAGGCUCAAACUGGGUAGAUUUCAGUUUUAAAAAAAGUGGCAAGGAAAGCUGUGUUCACAGCCCUUCGCAGUGUCCGAACGGAAUUUCUGUGAGCUUCAAAGCAAGUAUCUCAGGGGAUGGUACCGGAUAUAUCUUAUCCUCUGGCGGGAAAAGUUCAAGUGGUUUUGCCAUUUACUAUGUGAACUCUGUCAUGCAUUUUAGUCUCCGUGACGGACAGAAGAACUGGAAGGUUCAGAUAUCAUUUGAGAAAAACAAUUGGCAAACAUUUGCAAUGAGUUGGAGCCAGCAGAAUGGUUUGACCGCUAUUGUCUAUAAAGAUUCCGCCAUUGUCUUGGAUGACCCAAUUGGAAAGAUCGUCACGGUCACGCCACUAGCAAAUCAUCCCGCGUUACUCACGAUCGGUCGCACGGGUGACAAGGGUGACGCCUAUGCCAAGGCAGUGAUAAGAGAUGUUGCGGUGUGGGAAGAGGAAAUCACAGAAAAGAAAAUGUCGAAUUUACAUGUUUGUAACGGUGAGGAUGAAAAGUACUGCAUACGAUACAAAUCAAUUAACAGCUUUUUCGAUAACCGAACGUUUUUAAGUCACCGAACGUUGCACAAUGAAAUGAAGGCUUCGAGGAAUUAUGUAAUUUUAAAUCGUGAGGCAGUGUUUUCUCAUCGUGGAUCACCGAGAGGUCGAAAAAUUUAGCCUUAUGUCACUCUUAACGAGAUUUGAUUGCUGUGUCCUUGGUAGUGCUCGCUCUGACAUUGUGCGCGUGCGUGCCUGUAAGUGGGUGCUUAGAAGCGCGCAAAAUAUUAACUAGGGUCCAUAAAGGAUAUCAGUACUCACCGCGGGGAGAUAAUAAACGCGCUUACGAUUUAAUGGGUGUGUAAAAGUCCCUUAAAAUUUCAAUUCUAAACGUUACCUUAAAAUUUCGAUUCUGAUUUCAAUUACAGAUCCCGCUAGCUGCGCCACAGGUUGGUUGUAUUUUGACGGCUCCUGCUACAAGGUCAUGUCGAAGAACCUCACAUUUCAUUCAGCACGAAAUUCGUGUCUUUCCCAAGGAGCUGAUUUGGUGAAGAUUUCUUCUGAAGAGGAAAAUACCUUUGUUAAAAACGAAACUGGCAGCCAAGCGUGGAUCGGACUCGAACAGACAGAUAAUGCCUUCUAUUGGAAAGAUGGCUCGGGAAUGUCCUUCAACAAAUCGAUAAGUGGGUCUUCGGGAAGUUGUGUUGUGAUGGAAGUAAAAGGAACCUGGCGAAAGUCUGAUUGUUCUAUUACCCAAGGAAAAUACAUCUGCGAACAAGGUAAGUGUUCAAGGGGGUAAAUUGUGCCUAUAGUUUCACAUGUCAAGCAAACCUGAUGGUUUUUAUAAACUGAUUAUAACUGGAGCAUAUUAAGGCUUCACAGCAAUGAAACGGAUAUAGCAAAAGAUUAGCAGAAAUUUUGUAAGUACAACUGCCUAUUUCAGAGCUUAUAAGUUUGCGUUUACCAAAAGGUUUCUUUAACUCGCUUCCCUCAGUAUACAGUGAUUUGAGAAGAUAAAUAACACAUAGUGUGUUUUAAUUAUUGAGAAAAUGUUUAUGCUAUCACCUCAUAACAGUUGUCCGUCAUCACCUGGGAUGCUACGAGGACAAUGCGGUGUCGCCGAAUUUUAUUUUCAAUCCUGGUGGUUAUAAACAUAGUAGAAUGACACAUGGCCUCUGUAUGCACUCAUGCGGCGCUUCGGACUUCACUUACGCGGCCCUAAAGAAUGGCAAUUUAUGCCUUUGUGCCAACUCUACCUCAAAAAUAACAGAGCACUCUCCAGACAUGUGCCUGUCGUCCUGCUUUGGAGCUGGAAAUCUCAAGUGCGGUGGGGAAACUCACAUAUCUGUGUACAAGACGGUCCAGGCGCGGCCUCUCAGAUUGACUUUAACAUUGGAUCUCCCGAUUACGACGCUUACAGGUUUCAACUUGACAAUGACACCAAAGUUACCAGAGGAUCAAAUCGUCGAGUAUUAUGUUAUCAACGUAGGAGAUGGAACAGAGUAUUACACCAAAGAUUCUAUGGCCACACUGGCACUGAUUGAGUCAGGAAACUACACCAUUCAAGGAAAAGCGAUGGCUAAGCAUAGUGAUACCGGACAUGUCACAGUGGUAGAGUCUUCCACUACUGUGUCCGCAACCUCAAACGUCUCAGGAGUAAACUUUUUCUGUCCAUCUGUGGGUUCUGUAAACAUGACGUUUAGUUGUUCCUUGAAAUUUAACCAGGGUGCCAACGUAGAAACCACGAUACAGUUUGAAGAUGGGGUUGACCGGAAUACAGUAGUUCCUGGUAAGAAUUGUUAGCGUGGCGAUAGACCACUUAGAGUUCUUUUAAAAUUAAAUUUAUACUAUCGAUAAGUCGAUUCCAAUCCCCAUUUUCCCGUCUGUCCGUCCAUCCAUGCGAACGCAUGACUUUUACUUCGUCAGUCAGUCAGUUCUUCGGUAAAUAUCCGGUUUCAAAUCGUAGUCGGCCGAUGAGUCGACUUUGACGACCAGACGAUUGGUCUGUGAAUCUAUAUUUCUUUCGUUCCUUCCUUACAGGACCCCAAGGACAACAGUGUUACACACUGAUGGGUUUCAAUCCUGUAUAAAAAUUCGUUAUUAUUAUUAUUAUUAUUCUCUAAGUGAGUCAUUCAGUUUAUGGUUAAUAAGUUAAUGUGCCACUCCAUGUGAGUCAGUCAGUCCGUCAGCCAGUAAUAUACAUUUAAAAAAACCUCGUACUUCCGGAUUUUUCACAUAUAGAUGCUGAAAUCCUUACACUGGGCAUCCUAGAGUCAGACUCAGAAUCCCAGGUUACUGCCGACGGGUUAUACCUGUUGGCUGGAAUGGACGUUACAAAUAAAGGUGAAGUUGUGGGUUUAGAAAUGGACGUCAAACAAGGAGGCUUUCUCGACUUAAAGGUACUUUAACAUCGAGGAUAAGAAAAUUUAAAUGGUACAACGUAGGUUUUUUUUCUCUAUAAAAACAGUGAAUCACCUCCUUUUUUCAGUUGCAAGAAGAACAUACAAGAGAUUGGAGAUAAAGCAGAGUGUCAUGCGUUCGACCAUAAGGUCACGAGGUGACCACCGUGGUGGUCAUCAUUAACCCUUUAACUCCCAAAAAAAUUCUCCUCACCGUAAACCAUACAAUUCCUAUGAUGUUAGUUCAGAGAAUCUUGUAUUGGAUCAACUAAUUAUCCCCAUAUUGAUAUUUUUCUUUAUUCUCAUCACUUGUCUACUUGAUAUUGUAUUGAUAUUGUAAGGAGAAAUUCUGUCUCGGUCAUUCAUGAGAGUCAAAGGCUUUAUUGUUUUUUAUUUGUUGUAAUUUGUGCUGCUAUUCAAAUUUCGUCAUAGAUUUAUCGCCCGACAUGUAACGACCAAAAACAACUUUAUUGCCAAGCAAAAAGAGUUUGUGUCACCAGGACUGUGAACAAAACCUCGUGUCCAGUGGGUAAGACCGAUACUUGCCACGGUGAAAACGUGUUCAGCUUUAAAAAGAGACAGUGCGCCACUGAGUCGUGUAGUGAAAACAACACACUGAAUGGUGCUACUGUCAACUUCGACUACGAGCACGUCUCAAGUUACAUGGUCUACUUAACAAGCGGACAUAAACUCUUCCUUAUCGAGAGUGCAAAUCAGCGACUUCAAGUCGAAGAAGGUGACGUCAUUGGGGUACGUUUCCCCUCUACGGGGCCAGCAGCGGCAUUGAAAACUAGCUCGAAAAGUUUCUCCUUCCUGUAUAAUAUUUCAGAGAUCAACGCUACCACGACACUGCGAAGUAACCGCCUUCCUUCAACAGAAGACAGUCCGACUGAACUACAUUAUGCUCCCUCGAUAGCCAUUCUGUACUCCGCUGUGUCUGAGACUAAAUUUGAACACCAAUUCCUUAUGGCUGGACAUGAGGCUGUUUCCUUUUCAGUAGGCAACUCUCGCGGAACAGAGAGCUUCACAAGAGAGGUUAUUCUUCAAGAAGCCAUAACAGACUUCCAAUUAAAACUACCCGAUGCUUUCCCCUACGGAGAAACUGUCAAUGUUACAGCGGAAAUAGUUUACGGUACUAAUGUGACGUAUGUCUGGGAAUUCGGCGAUGGUGAAAAUGCCACAACAUCAAGUCCGUGGGUAACGCACGUUUACAGGAACAAAACUGGAACAGUGACUCUUAAUGUUAUGGCAAUAAAUAAAGUAAGCUUGAUGUCCAUCUGGUGCACAGCUGUUAUUCAAGAAAGAAUCGCCGGCAUGGAAUUUAGGGAAACUGCAUUGCUUCCUAUUGAAAACGGAACUACUGCUAAUAUUGGCUGGCUGUUGCGUAACGGUUCGCACGUAGACUUCAAUAUCACUAUCACAUCCACAGGCGACAACCGUGCAACAAAUCUCUCCAACCCCAAAGUACCUGGGGCAAUAUUUUUCGCCAUUUAUAAAACGAAUUUGACGAUUCCUGGCUUGUACCUGGUGUCAAUCACCGCCACAAACAAAGUGAACAGUCUGAAAAUCAGUGGGAACCUGAGCGUGCAACGUUCCGUCUACGGAGUACAAAUGACGCACCCUGGCUUUUUGAGGACCAAUCAGACGUUCAAUUUCACCAUUUUGCCCCACCAAGGAGAAGAAUGGGCCAGAUAUACCCUACUUGCGAUGGACGGAACCACCAUUAAUACCUCUGAUAAAGUCAUUCCACAUGUGUAUAGAAAGGCAGGGAGAUACAAAGUUUCUUUAAUAGCUUCCAACGACAUUAGCUCGGUCGUGGUGCGCUGUGCAGAACUCAUCGUUCAAGACGUUAUCAAAGGCCUGGAAUUUAGGAGUUUUAGACGCGAGGUAGGAGUAAUGGAAGAGGCACGAGUGCACUGGAAGUUGAAUCAAGGAAGUGAAAUCUCUAUUCUAGUCGACUAUGGUGAUGGCGAGUCAAAACUGUUUGAAAAGAACAUUACAGUUGGAGACAUAUUUGUCGCCAUUAGCCUUCAUAAUUACUCCGCUCCAGGGGAAUAUCUCGUAAAUAUAACGGUAACAAAUCAUGUGGAUAGCCGUUGGAUAAACACCACAAUUUAUGUCGAGACCCCUGUAAAACACUUGACGUUUGCGGUAGAACGAGGUUCUCUACAAAUUUUUGGGGGUGGCAGAUGCAGGGGGAUAAGAGAUUUGUACAUUGCGGUAAAUGACUCCGUCACAGUAACUGCUGACGUAUCCAACGGCACCAACGUGAACGUGGUCUUCGACUUUGGAGAAGGUAAACCGAAAAGCAAGCAUCAUCCACGGGAAUUCCCCACAAACGGAACGACAGAGAACCACACGUACUCUACAGAAGGAGCAUAUAAUAUCACUGUGACGCUAUACAACAGAAAUCAGGAAAAUGGUACGGAUAGAUGCGAAGUUAUCGUCCAAUAUCCAAUCGACGCAGUGCUGCUCACGUCCAAUUCACCUCAGCCGUCCGACCCAGGGGAAGUAGCGCUUUCUUUCCACUUCCCUGGCUACAACGCUUCUGGACCAUUUAACGUGACAUACGACUUCGGAGAUAAUGAAACUGGAAGCUUUUUCUUACGAGAUAAGAAGGAGACAAAUCAUUCGUAUCCUAAACAAGGUGUGUAUACUGCCACGGUGAAAGUAUGCAACGAGAUAAGUUGUGGUAAUGCUUCCGUCGAAAUUAUAAUUCAAGAUAAGAUCCAUGGACUCCAGAUUUUUUCUCAUUUGACGAAUUUUAUCGAUGAGUGCCCCGGGGACAAUUUCAGGCCUACAAAAGGAGUGUUUCCCAAGGAAUACGACGUAUUCUUUAACUCCUCUAUCACAAAUGGUACUAACGUAACUUACAGCUGGAAUUUUUCGAGAGACAAUGACGUAUGCAAAGGAAUGAACUGUAUUCGGAAGUUUUCUUCCACGGGAAACCACACAAUUUGCCUCACAGCCAAAAACAAUGUCAGUAGCAAGACUGUGAACGAAACUAUCAUUGUUCACGAGAGUAUACGUGGGGUAAAACUAAGAAAUGAUGGACCGGCAGAAAUGAAUACGCUCAUUAAUUUUAGUCUGAGCAUGGACCAGGUAGGAAACGACUCUUGUUUCACAAUCGACCUGAAAGAUGAAACACAUUUAUUAUCAUACAGAAGUGGUAAAGGCAGAAAAAAAUGUGAUGGUGGUAAAACGUUUGAAGGAUCUAAAAAUUUUUCCCACACUUAUAAAGAAGCAAAACCUUACUUGGUCAGUUUUAAGGGCGAUAAUAGCGUAUCUUGUGUCAAAAUUGAAAGCGAGGAAACCAAAGCCGCCAUUGUGAAAGGGGAAUGCAUCUUUCCAAUUAUCACAGCUCCGGGAAUUGGAAAAAGGAAAGAAAAAAGUACAAAGUUCAAAAAGUCAGAGAAGAUUGAAAUAAAAACAGUAAAUACCCUCAAAUGUUACAACUACUCGACCCGGUACUAUUGGAAUAUGUCUCGAUUAGACGACUCCGUUAGCCCGACUCCAAACCUAUUCGGGAGCAUUCGUUUGGACAGACCAAACUUACUAAUCCCACCAAGGACACUAGACUACGGCUUAUACGAACUACAAUUUAGCAUCAACAUGUUGGCAGAACCAGGCGUUUACACGAUGGAGAAAUUUUACAUCAACAUCACAAAAACGGAUCUCGUAGCUUUCAUCGAUGGUGGUACAAAAAGGACUGUUGGUAAUGAAGAUCCUUUGACGUUGGACGCCGGAAAAUCAUAUGAUCCUGACACGGAGGCGGAAAAAAAAUUGAAUGUUGAGAGGUGCAACUGCACGUUCGCAUGGUUUUGCAAAAAAGAAUUUGAAAACGGAAGUUAUACACUACCUGUAAAUCUAACCAACUUACCACCUAUUCCCACCCCCCCUGUACAAAACAUUACUGCAAACGACUCCAUAAGGCCACAAUUAGGGGGCUGUUACGGAUACGGACCUGGACAACUUAACUUCAUGAAAGUGCAAGAUGUGUUGAACACGACAAAAAUGACACCCAACACAACCUACAGAAUAAGAUUCAUCAUCGCCAAAGACACACGAGUCUCGUACAGAGAUCAGACGAUAAACGUCAAACCGGGAAGCCCUCCAACUUUAGCCAUCGAGUGAGUAUUCAAUACUGAAUUAUCAUCUCUGAUUUUGUGUACAUUGGUGUGAAAUUGCCAUGCAUUUUUCACUUAUUUCACUUUGCGACCAUUUUACCAUUUUAGAUACUUUGCACACCAUUUAAAUGCCACUCUCGCUAAGAGCGGUCCUCUCGACUUCUCGUCAGAAAAAGUUUUCUUUUAUUUUUGCCCAUGAAAAGGGUUUGGGACACAUGUUUCAAAAGUCGUUUAGUUGUUCUCCAAUUCUCUUUUUUUGCGUCGCUACAUGCCAAAAAUGAUUAUAGGCCAGACCACUCCUGUGGACAGCGAUCGAAAGUGUAAAUUUCAGAGAUUUUGUCCAGCGCGCAGCGACUGCAACAAUGUAGCUCACGGAAUUCUAUCUUGCUACAAGUUACAAGGUGUAUUCAGUUAGUUUACAGACAAAAUAUGGAAACUUCAGCUGAAAUAUUUUUCUUACCAGCGUGAUCAGAGGAGACCCUUCUCUUCGACCUUAAUUUGCAUAUCAAAAAGUCACUACUUUGUACGAAAGAAUUCUCAAAAUGCAGGCGUUAAUCAGGCUAAAAAAGCAUAUCAGUGCAUAGUUUAUACACCAAUGAGGUCACGGAUCGCCUCAAACCCGCGGGUAUAUCUCUAGCUUCCAUCCACCAACUUCUUAAAAACAACACAAAUCAAUGUGUUUGCUCAAUUGCACUCGUGUCAAAGAUCACUUGCAUGAUUCUUAGAAUUGACCAAGAUCUCUUUUUGACCGUUCAAACUUCGUUCGUUUAUCUUCUACGUUGAGGAUUCUAGGUUUUCACAGCAACUAAAACGUUGCGUAAACGUGAUUGGUCGUAACGCUUGCGCGCUUGUGUGACUUACAAAGUAGACAAAGGUGAUCGGAAGGCGUCCUCUCGAAAAUUUACGUUGAAAUAUCAGGUCAUGAACUACGCACAGUGUGGAGCAGAUCAAAAUUAAAGAAUAAAAUUUGGCACUCUGGUCAUAACAGACAUAUCGCGUUGCUUAAAAGGACACAAAAACAAUUUGAAAUAGGUUACAGUGUUUAUAUUAACAAAACAACAUGCAUACACUCUGAAAUAAUUCUUGCAGUUUCUCCCGAGAUUUAGUAUACGGAGCCCGAUGAACUAACCCUCCUUUCUGCAAAUUUGUUUCCGUCAUUAAUGAUGUUACGCUUUUAUGGACCACAACGGUUUUGAGCGACAAACUCGACAUUUCCCUGCGAUCAUCAAAAUCAACUGGAUAAACCUAGCUUGAUAUAUUGCGUGACGUGAUAGUGCAAACUUUUCUCUUUGUUAUACGACCUGUUUCGCAGGUUCUACAAGUUAGAACCAAAAUUAGUUAAUGUAACGAAUUAGAAUCGAAAGUUAUUCAAAUGGUCUGGAGAAUUUUACUUUUUAAUCAGAAUUUUAUCGUUUAAAUGUUUACUUGAUUCAUGGAAAGCAAAGAUUGGAGUGGCUUUGGGUAUUUCCGGCCUGAUUUAGAAAAAAAUAAAACGGUUAGUGGUAUGUUCUUAACAGCAGAACACCUGAGAGGACACUGAAAAUGUAGUAAAAGUAUUUUUUAGCAUCCAGAGCAAAAAGAAGAAUGUGAGGCAGUGAAAGGAGACUGAGUUUCCAACGCCAUUUGUCGUAAAAGCUGCCACCCGCUUGUUAUUGAACUCACUAAAAUUUACCUGGAAGGCAUUACUUCUUUUGUCGCGCAACUCGUGGAUUUUAAAACUUUGAAACGACUUACGAUGAAUCCUGAAACUGGAGUUUGAGUUUGAGAAAUAAUAACAUUAAACAUUAAACAGUUUCUGAACAAGAACGAAGAAACUACUCCUACUGCAAGUCGUUCGUAAAGCUUAUGAUAAGUAAAAUGUUUCUAUUCUGAACUAUUGGAACUCUCAGCUUAUUUUCAGAUGCAAAUCAACAUUAAUGUCAACGUCUCAACUAAAUUGGAGACUAUUACAUCGAACUCAAUUUUAUUUUCCAAUUUAACGAUUAUUAACUGUUGAGGGAUCCGAAAUAACACCUUAACAAUUACGAAGACGUCUAGAGUCUGGUGAUCUGCAGACAAUGCAGAGCCACUCGCCCUCCGGGGCGGUCUUCAAUCUCUCGAAGCUCAUGUGUAACCAUUCCUCGCACAACUUGCACUGUACCAUGUCGUCCCAACACUCGAGCAUUGAACAAUGACAAAAUAAAUUAGUGUCACAAGUUUAUCUCUUAUUGAAUCUAGCGGUGUUCGACUAUCGCGGAAAAGGUUCAAAAACGACCUCUCUCCUGACAUUAAACUAAAUUCUUGCCCAUUUUCCCUUGGUCAAAAGAAACAUCCGAUGGGAUGCCAGUUCUUAUGCAUUAACGAUACGCAUGUUUUGAAUUAAAAACAUACUUUAGUGCGCACUAGAACGUUAAGUAUCAUCCAUUUUUACUAGAACGUUAAGGAUGAUGUUUUCACUCAGUUUUGUUGGGGGUCCAAAUGGGGGGUCCAUAUCCGCCAGCGGAUUUGGACCGGGGGGUCCAAAUCUAUGGGGGUCCAAAUCCGCUGGGACACCGGCAUUCCAGGAGAGAAAUCAGGGCUUAAAUACCCAAAGCCACUCCAAUCUUUGCUUUCCAUGAAUCAAGUAAACCUUUUCAAACAAUUGAGCAAUUUCGGAUUCCUUCUCGAUGCUCGGUUAAAAUAUGUCUUAUCAUCACUUUGUCAUUUAUUGAGCACAUUUUGCGGGCCGAAAAAGAGGUUCUGUCGGGCUUAAAUGUAUCCCAGACAGUGUGCACGCUCACGUCAUUUUUCAGACUGUUUUGUUGUAACUUUUUAAGUUUUUAUUUCCUCAAUGCCCUCCAAAACUGAUAAUAACAGUAAUAGAGUGAAAAAAAUAUAUGUUUUGGGCCCUUCUCAAAAUUAUUUCAAGUCGGCCUAAAACAUAUUUAUGCCCGCGCACAUAAACUCUAUUGUUUGAUUCCUAAAGAGUCGUUCGAUUAACAUUUGUAGUUUUUUUUUUCUAAUGCGGUGUGGUCUUUGGUAUCUCAAAGAGACUAUCAAAUAUGUCCAUGAACGCCAAAUUUAAGAAUCACUGGGAUAAAAAUGCACAUAAAUUUUUCAAUUUUUAGUUCAGAAGGUCAACGACUUAGUAGUUUGUUGUAUUCUGUUAUGUACGUUGAAAAAAGGUAAAUGUACUAUUCAGAGAAUGAAAAGACCUUUAAUUGGCCAUGGAUAUAACUUUGCCUUUUAAUCCACUAUGCACACUCCAGUACUGUAAACUUAAACUCAAAUCUUCGUUUUUGCGGCCUCUCCAAUCUCUGCCUCAAAUAAUUUCGUUGCAGGCUAUACACAGCUGACUCUAAUUUUUUUGGGAGCAGAAAAACAAAAGGGGUUUCUCGAGUUUGCUUUGAAUUUAUUUUAUCGAUAUUGCAUUUCAGAUGCGAACAAUGUAAAAAGAAAAUAAACCCUUCGAGCAAAUUAACUUUACAAGGGAAAGGAACGUCUAAGGGUGGUCAAAGGAUUUUCUACGAAUGGAAAGUGGAAAACAUACUAGACCUCGCAAAGCGCGCAUCUACGCCCAUAACUUCGAGAAGUCUGGUUAUCAAACCCGAAACUUUUAAAGGUGGGUUAAUGUCAUUCAUUGAAGUACGUGUAAAGUAAAAAUACCAACUUGGUAUAAAAAUUUGCGGUAUUUAAAACUGAAAAUUCCCAUGGUGUAGGUAUCCAAUCUCUUUCCGCCCUGCUGCGACCGCUAUUGCUCGCGCAUCUGGCUUUAUUUCGAGGUACUCCAUUGCGCCUCCUUACAUAAGGCGCGAUGAGCGCGCGCACGCUAAUAACAACGGCUUUCUUUUCAUGACUGGAGCUGGUAGGGGAAGUCUAUGAUUUUAAAAGAGUUUCAUAACCUCUUACUUCAUUACACUUAUUUGCUGAAUGGAGCAAGAGCUAUGGACAAAUUUCAGUGAUGCAUGCUACCGUACGAGAAGAAACCGUCAGAAAACAUGAAUUGAGAAGGAGUGCAUAAUGCGAUCACAAUCGGAAGAGGAAUAAUUACUGCAAACGGUUUCGAUUUCACUCCAAAUUCUCUUCACUGAUUUAAAAGGAAGUUUAUAGCUGCUAGAAGACAGAAAUUUACGCUAAGAUCUUCGUUCUCAAAGCUAAAACUACAGUCACCGUUUUAAUACGCACCUAAUACCCACAAAGUUUUGGCAGAAGCUUGUAUCCUGCUUUGAUGAGGGAUGGUAAAUACCUUUUGUUUUGCAGGCGGCAAAGAUUACGAAAUAAAACUAUAUGGCAACAUUCAGGGUGGAGAAAAAGGACUCAGUACGCUUGAAAUAACUGUGAACGAACCUCCAAAGAAAGGAAGCUGUACACCUUCACCGUCUAAGGGGAACCCUUUAGAUCCCAUAUUUACCUUGAAAUGUAAAGACUUUACAGAUGAAGACGAGCCGUUAAUUUACGAAUUCUCUUACUCGACAUCGCCUGAUGGAGAGAAAAAAAGUUUAGGAAGCGGAUUAGAAAAGUUCCGCGAGUCCGUCUCAUUUCCCAGUGGUCUUCAAGAUCACGAAUUCAACUUAACUCUUCACGCCAAAGUUACUGACAAUCUUGGAGCUGCAACGGAGGUCGAAUUUACAGAAAAUGUGAAAGUAAGUCGAAAUGCAAACUAAAUUCUUUGCUUCGACCCAAAAUAAGGUGAAUUAGUUGUGCUUUUCUUUGAAAAGAACGUAGUAGCGUAAUGCCUGAUUCCACUCUCAAAGACCCUCAGCCACUCAGCAAUGAUAGCAUGGGAAGGAGUUCUUACUCUGUUCAAUUUUUGUCAUUCUUAAGGUGGAAAAGAAAAAAAUAAGUGUCGGAGAUCUUCAAAAGAAGGCGACCCAGCAGCUUGAAUCGAUAAUGGGCGGUGGUAACGUAAGAGAAACUGCAUCGUAUGUGUUAAGUGUCGCUGAAGUACUGAACGAUCAGAGUCCUUCAUCUGCCAAAGAAGAUUUGAGCGAAGAGGAGAAAAAGAAAAGCGAGGAGGUAAAUAAACAUUAAAAUACUUUCUUAAGGAUUUGAGUGGCGUUUGGCGUUAAGAAUACAAUAAUCACUUUUUCCCAGAGCUUCAGUUAUGCGAUUGCGAUGAUAAUCUGAAUGAGUUCAAAAUUUAAAGUGAAGGAAAAAGAAUGACCCUCUAUCCCUCAAAGGGUUGAAAUACUAAGACAAUGCACUAACCAGUUAUCAAACAUGUUAGGUGAAGUUGGGUUAUGUCUUACAAGCCAAAUUCUCACAGAAGCCGGGACUGGACCGGUUUCUGUAGCAUAAAGCGAGUGUAAGUUUUGUCAUUUUUUGCCCCUGUAACCUCCGUCACAAAGCAUAAUCGAUGAGGAUAGCGUUUUGACAAUGACGUUUUUAUUUCGUCCUCAGCUGAGAGAAAAACUCGCUAUAGCUGUGGUUGAUUCGGCAAAAGUAUCCGAAGAAACGAGCUUAUCAGAUGUUGCACAGUUUGCCAGCACUCUCACGGCAGUAACAAAUAAACCUGAACAGAAUACAGAGAAGAUGGUGGUAAGUUGACAAUUCCUUACUUAGCUAAUAAGAGCCCUGUGUAAGUGUGGCCGUACCUAACAAGUGCGAGGGUUUAACAUUUGUUUUCGUCGCUUCGUAAUCUGUUACUUAAUUGUCACCAGGACAAGGUCUCCAACCUCUAUGACGAUGCAAGUAAGGCGAUUUUAAAGCAAGCGACGGAUAACGAAGGAGCGUCCAGCAAAGAGAUCCAAGGAGCCUCUGAGGCAGUGUUUGGUGGCGCAGUAAAUCUCAUUAAAUCCGCGGAUGUAAAGCAGAAAAAACCAGAAGAGGUAAUGAUAUCAGCCCCGGAAAAAAGUUUCCGUUGGUAUUUUCAAGUAAUAUAUAUGACAGUUUGUCCACUGAGUAUCGAAAGUGCCCCGGAAAGUUGUUGCUUUUGCCGUACCUCGUUUAACAAUUGAUCUGAACCUUUUGCUGUCUGUUAACGUUCUUUUAAAGCGUUAAAUCGUCAUGGAAAUAUUUUGAAAAUUCUCUGAUUAUUUAAUUAAUACAUAAAAUGUCCUAGAUUUCAAAAGACCAUCCUUUUACAUGUCAUCAGUGAUUAAGAAUCUCCCCCUUAAAUUUGUCUCAUGGCUCUGAUUGACAUGAUCAUGACCCCAAUUGUGUUUGCUUUCUGUUGUGAUUUGGCUACAACUAGACUACAAUGGAGAUCUCUGGAGUGUACAUCUUAAAAAAAAGCUUAGUUAUUGACGUAAUUUGAAAGAAAUUAAUGAGGUAAAAGCUCAUAUUUGGUAAUGAGUUCGCUUGUUUUGAUUUAAGCGCCUCAACCUACAUGAGUUACAUUUACCUCAAGGAAAAUUCAUUGAAGGAAUGUCACAGCGCAGGACAUUUUUUAAAAAUUCUGCGUUGUUUUUUAUUUUUUUGUAGUCGUCCAGUGAGAACAAAAAUAAUAAUACUCAGAUGAAGAAAGUUCUUGGUACUCUGGAUACUUUGUCUCAAGCUCUCACAGCAUCCAAAGUUCCGGGUGAAGAAGCCACAACAAUUGACACACCGUCUUUGUCAAUGGGAGUUUCCAAGGAAGAUAUUGAAACUUUAGGAAAGAAGCCAGUCACGAUCGGUAACAGCCAGGGGGCGGAAGUAAAACUUCCGGAGAAUUCGACAGCUUUCGGCAACGGAACUCUUGAUCAAGUGGUAUGUAAUAUUCCCGUUAAACAAUUAACUAUAUCUGACAAUAAUUCAUCGAUAUAGAGGUAGAUGUCCACCACUUUUAUCGAAACUAAGGUUAAUAAUUUUUUUAGUAUUUACCACACAGGAACAAAUGAAAGUAGUUUAUUUCUGUAAAUGUACUGAGAAAAAGGUGGGAGAUCAGACUAUUAAUGGGCGGUCUUGUCUCUUCGGCUGUCCGGGGGGGAAGUAUUACUAGCUAAUCACUUCCAAGCUGACCAAUCAGCAGUACAGUUGCAGAUAUUUGAGGCACUUGCUUUAGCCCCACUUUUCAAAAUUAAUUCAAAGACAGAAACAAAUUUGAAAAGAUUUAACUAUAACCAUCACAACAAAAGCAAAAAAUGUGUAAUGUGUUCAUACAUGAUAUCUUGGGUCUUUCUGUAAUUGUUAUAUGCACGUUUGUUUGAUAAAGCAAAGCCUUUCUUAGCGCAUUUUUUUGGGUGUUAUUAACACACUGAUUCAAUGUUUUGUGGUGAUUUCAGGCAAUGUUGUCUGAAAUUAAUCUCUAUCCCGGUGGCCAAGCUUCGAAACAGAUAAACAACAGCAAGCUUGUAAGCUUUACUUUCUACACGUCAGUGAACAAAAGCCGCGAAGAAUUCAGUGUCAAACUUUUAGAGCCGGGAAAGGAAAUCAGUGUCAUGGUGCCCCGAAAGCAGCCCGAGGUCGAAAGACAUCCAACACAUGAUAAGCUUCACACGUCUAAAUUCAAGCUACACAAAUUUGUCAUACUUGACAAUUCGUCCGCUGUUACCAUUGAAACCAAGCCAGAGCUUCCAGUGGAAGUGGAAAUGUACGUGAAAGUGGGAGGCGAGCCAAAUCCUUCCCAAGGGGAGUUCGACUUUAAUGUAACACUUUCGGCCGGUCGUACCAAUUCGCUUAACUCUACAAUUCCAUCCUCUUCCUAUGAAUACCUCCUCUCUAAUGAUGUGUUAAACUGGACGGCCGCGGGGAACUACUCUGUUAUGGUGCGUUACAAGCUUCCAGAGAACCGUUCAUUCACCGAGGACCAGCUUGGAGACGGAAUAGGAUAUAACUUUUCGGUGUACACGUCAAGCUGUUUGUAUCAUGACCCAAAAACUAACAUUUGGAGAACAGACGGUGUCAAGGUAUUAAAACUAAUAACAAUAUUAAUAGUAACCAUAAUUCCUUCAAGGAGUUGUUUCACGUUUUGCACGCAUGCACAGGCUUUGAUCUAUUUCAUUUAUGUCUGUAGCAUGAAGGAAAAUGUCACAACGAGCCAAUCAGAAAUGAAAAAAAAAAUACAAAGAAACAAAAAACCAGCAAAUGCCCUGAAUUAAAAAACGGGAUUGACUGGUUUUGCACUUGCUUCACUGAGGGUCUAUUGUUUCCAAGAUAGAGCUCAUCGACAGUAAUUCUUCCCAGAAGCAUUGAAGUAGGAUGAAAGGUUAUUUUACUCUUUCGUAAUAAAGAAAAUACAAAUUGGAACCUAUUGAAUCUAAAGAUCAUUUGCGGAACUUUCGCUCAAACUCCAAGGGUGUUACUUGGUUUGAAACGCGGUGGCCAAAAAACUAACGAUCAUUAUAAUAAAUUAUGAUUAUAAUAAUAGUUAUAAUAAUGUUGAUAAAAGUAAUAAUAGAUAAAUAUAAAAAAUUAGGAUUCAUCUUCAAAAUGAAAAGUAUUUGUCAAACCUGACCGUAAAAGAUCGAAGUGUGCGACUUGUCCUCUUUGCGGCCUUAACCAUCGUUCUUUUGUUUUGUAGGUGGGACCGAAAUCAAAUGUUACACACACGGAGUGUCUCACCAACCACUUGACAACAUUUGGGAGCAACUUCUUUGUUGCACCAAACACGAUUGACUUCAAGAAUUUAAGUCCUGAUCAGCUCUUAGAAAGUCCACACGCCCUCGUUGCAGUCUGCGUCAUCCUUGGUUUUUAUUUGUUGUGUCUUAUUCCGGCAAGAAAAGCUGACAAGAAUGACGCACUCAAGGUAAUCAGGAACUAACCAUCAUCUCUCAACCGUUUGACCCCUAAGGUCAGAUUGUUAAUUCUCCCCUCUAGCUGCUACACAUUUUCCUGUAAAUUAGUCUCAAAAAUUUGCUGUUAGAUCAAGAUAACAACUUGUAUGUGAUAAUGUUUCGCAUUCUUAUGACUUUUUUACUGGAUAAGGGAGAAAUUACAAGUUAAUCACUUAAAGAAGUUAAAGGGUUUAACACCUGUCUGAUUUAAACAAUCAAACCAAUUUUGUGUAUUCCUUAGUGUUGCAGAAACUAGUUUUGGUUGCAACUUAACACCUCGCAUCUUCAUCCGUGUUUUGUUUGAGAGAAGUGCAAAAGACGCCUUUGUCGCCUUGGAGUGCAUCCUCACGGUGGCUACAACACACAUUUCAGAUCCACACACUACUACAUCCUGCUUCUCUUUUCCAAUUUUAAGUGGGAACCCUUAAACCAUAUUAACCUGUUGAUUUAACUUCAGCCUAUUAAAAUCAUUAAAUAUUAUUUUUACAGACCGGAGUAACUCCACUGCCCGAUAACGAUUCUCGAGAUACGUAUUGCUAUGAGAUUCAAGUCCAUACGGGAUUUGUUCGCGGGGCCGGAUCAAGUGCAGAGGUAUCCAUUGUAGUUACUGGCGCUCUGGGUGACAGUGAGCCACGAGUGAUGAAAGAUCCAAAACGAAAAACGUUUAAAACAGGUUUGUUAAUUUGUUUUAUAAUUUUGCCAGCAAUGUGGGUCAAAGUAAAACCGUAGUCAAACCGUUCUUGACACAAUUUUUAUUUCACAUUGUAAACACUCUAAAUGUUCAAAAAUAAUACACGAAGCUCCACCAGGGGAAUGCUUUUGCAGGAUAAAAAAUAAUCAAUAAUAAUAAUAAUACCAAAUAGUGGUAAAAAAGAAUCAAAACGAAUGAAGAAUGGCUUGAGAUGAAAAAGACUGGCGCAGAUUACAAACGAUGACCAUGAAAAAUUAGCAUACUGAUUGAAACAAACUGUAAUCUAGGCAGCUCUUUAAAAGGGUAACUGUCACGGGGACCGAGAAAGGCUGAGACAUUUCUAUACCUCUCAAAUGCAAUAAAAUUAUGUUUAAACUGGUCGAGUCGGUGAGUUCUUGUGAGGGAAAACCCUGAAACUGACAGAGAAAAAGAGGUGCAUUUCAGUUGUAAGUCCAAACUUGAAUCAUAGUAUACGUCGGUGACUGAAUAAGAGAACCGACAGAUUUCUUUGUUGACAUUUUAACUCCCAUGAGUGACCAAGACAGAACUUCUCAUUACAAUAUCAUUACCAAAUCAACCAGAUAAGUGAUGAGAGUAAAGAAAAAUAGCAAUUUAGGGAUAAUUGGUUGAUACAAUACUAAAUUCUCUGAACUAACAUUAUAAGAAUUGUAUGGUUGACAGUAAGGAGAAUUACAAAUUUGAUCUGUGAGUUAAAGGGUUAAAGGCUAUUGUCUGGACCAGCUUCCCUCAGGAUGCAAUCAUUUUUUAACACAAUGACUGAUAGAGAACAACCAUUGUCAUGGCUUUUCCAGCAAGACAACCCAUUCUGAUUGUACUAAAACAAUAAUGAGUUCAUUUUCUGUAUGUUUUGUGUCAGUUCAUAUUUUCCAUCUUUCAUAGGGGCUGUCGAUGCUUUUCUCUUAACUGUUCCCCAGUCUCUUGGAAACUUAAAACAGAUUCGUGUGUGGCACAAUAACGGUGGGACCUAUCCAUCGUGGAAUCUUCUGCGCAUCAUGAUCCAAGACAUACAAACUGAUCAGAGGUGGUGGUUUGUGUGUGACGACUGGUUGGCGGUCGAGGAAGGUGACGGAAAAAUCGAGAAGACUCUUUUCCCUGCGUCCAAAAAAGAACUGACAAAAUUCAACGUCCUUUUCACGUCUGAAGUAAGGAAGAAUCUCACCGAUGGCCAUAUUUGGUUUUCGGUUGUUGCUCGGCCACCAAGAAGCAACUUCACAAGAGUUCAGCGUUUGACUUGUUGUUUGUCCAUACUACUGUGUACGAUGGUUUCAAAUGCCAUGUUUUAUAAAAUAGGCCAAUACGAAACGCCCAAGAACGCAAUCAACAUCAUGGGCUUCAGUUUCUCCAUUCGCUCUGUAUCAAUCGGAAUCAUAAGUAGCGUUGUCGUCUUCCCUGUAAAUCUCAUUAUUGUUACCUUGUUCCGGAAAGCAAAGCCGAAGGAAAAUCGAUACUCAGUGAAAACAGAGGGAGAAGAGAUAGAUGAUAUUGACAUCGAGAUGGGUGGAGAGAGGAAGAAAACUGCGCAGAAAAAAGGCCUUCCUCACUGGUUUGUGUACGUGGCAUACGGCAUUGCAUUCUUAGCCGUGGUUACAUCGGGGUCUUUCGUGGUAAUGUAUGGCAUGCAGUUUGGUUCUGAUAAAUCAGCAGCGUGGCUUUCUUCCAUGACAAUAAGCUUUCUGCAAGAUAUAUUACUAAAUCAACCAAUUAAGGUCUUUGCAUUAGCGACACUUUUCGCUCUCCUCAUCAAAGACCCCAAAAAAGCCGAGGGAGAUUCAUAUGCCGAAGUUAACGCCCUGGCGACCGACGAAGAGUGGCUGCACAAAAACACAGAAGAUCUUGAUGAUGAGACGCAAAAGGCUUUGAAGACCCUAAUCAUUGACAAACCGCCAGACGAGGCGAAGCUGGAGAUCGCCCGUCAGCUGCGCAUGAAAGAAAAGCAGAUGAAGUCAAUUAUCCAAGAAAUUGCCUGGUACAUUAUCUUCUUGUUGGUUCUACUAACCAUUAGCUACGGAAACAGGGACUUAAAAACAUCGCAAGUGACCCGAUACAUGCAGAACAUCUUCGAGAAAGCUACCUACAGCGGGAAUCUUACAUUUAAUAAGGUAGGCCGGUACUAAUAAGAGUGGACUCGAAUUGCUUUACAUUAUUGUAGCAAGUAGGUAGAAGGGGACGAUGUCUACAGAACGAGAAUCUGUAGAGAGUUCUAGCUGAUGUAAUAUUAUUUAAUAACUUUAUUUUUCAUGGCGGACAUAUUCUGGCUUUGAGGGGUGUGUUGUGCCUUGGGGUAGACCCUGCCUCUUUAAAUUAUUUGCAAGGGAACAGUAUAGGAUGUCACGCUUGGAAUAAUUCUUUUUUUAGGGUUUUCUUCUGAUAUGAAUCUUUCUUAUCUUUCGCAAGAUACGAGAUUACUGAUGAGCAACAGUGAACAUUUCAUCUCUCUUGUUCCUUGGGUACCAUGAACACGCUCAGCGCAUCAAAAUGUCAUGGUGGACGUGAUAAAUACUUGUAUAAUCAAAAUAAAUCUUUUCGAAGUUUUCCUCUCACACGACCAUUUAUUAUUCUUUGCUAGGUACAUGAGAUUAACCAUUAUUGGAAAUGGUUGAAUGAGACUUUCAUCCCAUCUUUGAAUCCAGAAUUCUUCUACAAUAAUUCAACUCAGUAUGAAGAGGGUUACCUCGCUGACACACCAAACGCUUGGCUGUUGGGCGUGGCACGACUUAGGCAGUUGAGGAUCAAGAAAGGCAAGUUAUUAAAUGUUUUCCGUGAGAUAUUUUGUCAAAGAAAGGAGAGAUCUAAAACACAAAAAGGAAGUGUACCCAUCCAGUGAGGCUACUUUUUCAAAACGAAAUUUAAGAACUAACGACACUGGGACUGAUAAGUAGUUUUACGGUUUCAAGCACUCUCCACUUUUGAAUUUCAGUGAAAAAAAGAAUGCUUUAAGAGGCCUCGGCGCCUUUAAGUUGAGGCACAAUGAAAAAACUCUGAGGGUUGAGAAUUGAAAGCUGGUAGUUCCUUGAGAACUUUUGGUGGACACCAUUGCGAAUGUUCUUUUAGACCAAAAAAUUGCUAGAUGUGAGGUACACGUUGUAACCUUUCAAUUUGAGCCUCAAAGGGAAUGAAAGGCGAUUAUAUUUAUAUCAAGUCUUUAUGUGCUUACACCGGAAUGGAAACUCUUAAGGCAUUUGAGCACUUAGAGCACGUUUGCGAAGGUGGUUUUGCUGACGAAUAAAUGUUUGCCUCGUUACAGACACCUGCAAAUACAAGAGAGCCUUUCAUCAUGUCAUCAGCGAGUGCAAUGAUUUCUACAGCAUGGAAUUGGAGGACCGAGGCUCAUAUUUACCUGGAUGGAAAGUGAAACCGCUUAUACCACCACUUAAUUCAUCAUCACCCACUCCCAGUGCCUCUUCUACUCCAAGUCAAGAGCCUCAAGUCCCAGGUCCUUGGGCGUACCAGAGCGGAACGGAGUUGAAGACUUACCCAUACUGGGGUUACAAAGCCACAUACAGCGCUGGAGGUAAAUGGUGCCACUCUAUAAUUUAGCAAUAGACCUAAUAUGUAUCAGUUUGAAUGACAGUAGAUUUUGAACAUGGCUUCCGGUUGCAUGAUCUUAUGAAACACGUUGGCCUCACCUUAACCAGUUGUGCGUCUUAAGAAUGAAUCAAGCUGUCUAUGAUCCGCAUGACUUUGUAGUAUCAGUCCACAUUAUCCUAAAGAUAACAUUUUCCUGAUGAAAAAUAACAGCCCUAAUGGAGAGAGUACAUUUUUUUUAACUACUACAAGAGUUUUAAGAACUCUUUCCAAUUUCUUGUUUCGUCAUCUUUUACUUUUGUUCCUUCACUGUGGUUAUACCAUCAAGAGAUCAAAUGCUUCCUCUUACGAGAUCUCAAUUUAUAAAAGGAACUUCAAGUUCGAUUCUCUGUUUCCAGAUCUGUGUAGCUCACCAGGUGUGUGCACUCACUAACAUUUGUCUCUCUAUUUUGAAGGAUACGUGCAAAUGUUGCCCAAGGAUAUAAACGAGACCCUCACGAUAACGGGAAACCUAAGUUUAAGCAAAUGGUUGGACCGUUACACGAGAGCUAUCUUCUCUGAGUUUGCGAUUUACAACGCAAACACUAAUCUGUUCUGCGUUGUCACGCUGUUGUUUGAACAACUUCCCACCGGAAGUCUGACUCCGUAUCCCAGCAUUCUGACUCUACGUCUCUUCCGGUACGUUGGAGGCGAAAUGUAUUUUGUCUUGACGUGCGAAAUUGUAUACCUUUUGUUCAGCACAUUCUUCGUGGUCAAAGAGAUAAAGAUGUUCGUGAAGAAAGGAAGGAAGCACCUCAAGAAUCCAUGGAGCAUUCUGGAAAUUCUUGUGACUCUGCUAUCUCUGUCUGCAGUGGGACUAUACUUCGCAAGGCUAAAAUUCACCGAAGAUGCGAUAAGGGAUAUGAACACAGACAUUACUGCUUUUGUCAGCUUCCAUUACACAGCUUUCCUGGACGAGUGGCUCAAGUGCAUCAUGGGCCUCAUUGUGUUCUUCUCGUUCUUGAAAUUGUUCCGUCUCUUGCGAUUCAACCGUCGUAUGUCACUGCUGCAACAAGUCCUCAAAAGGUCGUUCAUCGAGUUGUUAUCAUUCAUGUUUAUGUUUGCACUUGCGUUCCUAGCCUUUGCACUUCUUGCAUGCCUAGUUUUUGGGCAGGCAAUGGAGGGGUUUGGGACAUUUUUAAGAAGCUGCGCCUCUUUGAUGGAUACAAUACUCGGCAAGUUCACUUUAAAGGAAAUGUUUUCAGCCAAUCGGGUUAUUGGACCAAUUUUCUUCUAUACAUACACAGUGACCAUGGUGUUUGUGCUCAUUAACAUGUUCCUUUCCAUCAUUAACGAUGCGUUUGCCGAAGUGCGCAGCGAUGUGGAAAAACAGUCCAAUGAAUACGAAAUAGUGGACUUCAUGGUUCAUCGGCUGAAAGAAAACAUAGGCAAGUCGAUCGGUCAUGCUAUACACCCAGUGUACAAAGAACCGAAGAGUGAACUAGAACUCAACUUUGAUAGAAUCGCCGAUGACGCGGAUAAUGCCAUGCAUUUCAUGAGGAACAUCACAUUCGAAGAUAUGAGGAAGACGCGUUGGUUCCAAAGCGAAAACUGCACGGAAAAGAAGAAAAACCUGAUGAGGCUGUUAAUGGAAGUGGAUUGGGACUAUUACGAGGAAGAACUUUGUGAUUCUAUUCCAGUUUUCGAGAAGUUCCUUAACCAGUACAGCGAAGAUGAGCUAGAGAGUGUCUUGCAAUAUUAUCAACAAAAGCGGAUGGUGGAGGAUAUGGUCUUUGAUCAAGUCAACGGUUCUGGUGACGACGAUGACUCCUCUGAUGAAAGUAACAGUGACAGCGAUGAUAGCAACGAUGACAGCGACGGAAUUAACAGCGACGACGAAAAAUUGAGUGAUGACGAGAAGGGAUCGGAGGAGGAUGUCGACGAUGAAACAAAUCUGCUGGCGAAAGAAAUCGAUGUAAGGGUCGGCAGCUCGGUUAGCCAUCGUGGAAGCGUAAUGGUUAAUCUUGGCACUGAAAUGGAACCAAGCAGAAUUCAGAGUCCUUCUUUCUUGAUCACUGAUACAGAACCAACUGCUAAAGAAAACUUGACGCGAAACACUCCAAGUGCAGACGGAAGAAGCAGCUUCAGUGACUCCCAAGCCGAAGCGACCGAAAACGAACUAAUUCAAAUAUUACACGAUGUACAGAGAAAUGUAGAGAGUCGUUGCGCCACAGAUGCCGAGAUAGAAAGCAUUUUUGGAGACUCCUUGUCUGUUGAUGGUGAUCAACCGCUUAAGUUCGACAGUGAACCUGAAAAUACAGGCAGCAAGAAGAAGAAUGACAAGAAGCGAAAGAAGAAGAAAGAAACUAAAGAGAAGAAGAUACGAGAGAAAAAUACAAAAGACGCUUGGGUUGUAGCAACAGACGAAAAAGCAGAUAAUACAUCGACCGGUGAACCUCAAGAACAAAAAGUGGAGAGAAGAAAGGAAAAGAAAGGAAAGAGAAAAGAGAACACAGAAGAAUUAGAGAGGCCUUUAACUGAUCCUUGCACUAGAGAUGUAGUAGAUGAGGAAUUGCUGAAACCCAAAAAGAAAGGAAAUAAACAAGGCGCAGGUACAAAUGAAGGUGGAGAGGAGACCGCUGAACCAAAAAUCAAGAAAAAGAAGGCCAAGGAAUCUGCAGUAGAGGAUUCAACGGGAGGGGACAUCGAGGAAGAAACCAAUGUGGAAACAGGGAAGAAGGAUAAAAAGAAAAAGAAGAAGAAAAGGCAGGAACACACAGAUGAAGCAGCUCAGGUGGACCCGGAAAUGGACGAGAAACCCCAAAAUGAAACUAAGAAGAAAAAGAAACAAAAAUUGAACCAGUCGACUGUUGAUGACGACGAUGGUCGCAGUUCUAUAAGAUCAAACGACACCGAAAAAACACUACUCGAAGUAAGGCCGCCGAAGAAAAAAAAGGAAAAGAAAACAAAGCCAACAGGCAAGGAGAUUGGACCGCGGGACGAGAGUGAGUGUUAGAUCUGAAACAUUUGAACUAUACUCCGACAGAAGUUAACUGAAUCUACAACACUAGAUUAAAAGUAUAAGUACAGGCAUUCGCCAAUCCUAGUUUGACCUCGUAAAAAAAUUUUAUGAUAGAAAAAUGCGAUUUUCAUUUCUUCGCUUAAUUCUAGUUGAGAAAACGUACGUAUCGAAGCCGAUGUGUUAUCUAGACGCCCGUUUGCAAGGUGUUUCUUAAGUUAAAAUUUAAUGAACGAUGAAAGCUUCUUAGGAUACAAAGCGACUAUGUUUUAACCAAGUUGUCGUUCAGACAGCAAGUGUCUCGUUUCAACGAUUUAGACAAAACUCUAGAAACUCAGGAGCUCGUAACCAACGGUGCAUGAGGCCAUCAUUCUACCAAAACAAAAGAGCGGGCUUAGAGUCAUACCUUUUGGCCUCGGUUCCAACCCUUUGCCGUCGUGCUAAAUAAAACAAGAGCGAGACAGGGUUUUUGCUCAAGACUAUGUUGUACAUUUUGCUGAAGUGGCAUCUCCAGUAUGCCAUUUGCUACCCGCUUGAUUUCCUUUCAAAUCAACUUCCAACGAAACAGACAGACGAUCUGUAUUUAUUUAACAAAACAUCUUCCCUUGAAACCCUUUAAGAGACUUCGUCAGGAAAACGCGAGGUAGAUGUGGCCAUCCAACAAAGUAAAACCAAAAUAAGAGAUUUGCACCCUCCACUAAGACAAAGAGCCGCUCUGUUUCUUUAUAAAUGAGACACUGGUAAAUAAACGUACAACUUCUAUUACGCUUACAAUUUUCGUAGCGUGAAAUAAUAAGAAAAAUUGUAAAUAGGCAUUUUGUGGUAGAUUAAAAUUAGUUUUAACGCCACACGGUAUUGGUUUAUGACUCUUCAUGGUCCCAAGUUCAAUGUCAUGUUUAAGUUGGAUAAAUAUUUGAACUCUCUGAAAUGGCGCCUUGCAGUCAAGUUUGUGUUUUAGCAAAAGCAGCGGGUCUGAGUCUAAAGAUCUGAGGUGCCAAAGGGUAUGGCUCCACAUAUCCACGUGAAUAACUUACUCAUAGCGACCACUUUGAUUUUACAAGUGCACGCGGUAUUGUGUUACAAAAGAAAAUCCUUGGUUACAGAUGUGAAUGAAUUAUAAAUGAAACAGUGAAUG
Pocillopora meandrina is the source of this 32105-nucleotide messenger RNA. The record is from the annotation of a GenBank genome assembly. NCBI's taxonomy places the organism in Eukaryota, Metazoa, Cnidaria, Anthozoa, Scleractinia, Pocilloporidae.